GAGACUAGGCUUUCCGGAAGUGAUUCUCCGGAAGAAGCAUGGUUGCCCCCGAGAUCUGGCCGGGUUUGCACGCUGAGCUGCCGACGCUAUGCAGUCAGAUGAUGUUAUCUGGGACACACUCGGAAACAAGCAAUUUUGUUCCUUCAAAAUAAGAACCAAGACUCAGAGUUUUUGCAGAAAUGAAUACAGCCUGACUGGACUAUGUAAUCGGUCGUCUUGUCCCCUGGCAAACAGUCAGUAUGCCACUAUCAAAGAAGAGAAAGGACAGUGCUACUUGUAUAUGAAGGUUAUAGAACGAGCAGCUUUUCCUAGGCGGCUCUGGGAACGGGUCCGGCUUCAUAAAAACUAUGAGAGAGCACUGGAGCAAAUAGAUGAAAAUCUAAUUUACUGGCCCCGUUUCAUUCGACACAAGUGUAAGCAGAGAUUCACCAAGAUCACCCAGUACCUAAUUCGAAUUAGAAAACUUACAUUAAAGCGACAGAGGAAGCUUGUUCCCUUGAGUAAGAAGGUGGAGCGGAGGGAAAAAAGAAGAGAGGAAAAGGCAUUAAUAGCUGCUCAGCUGGACAAUGCCAUUGAAAAGGAAUUGCUGGAGCGACUGAAACAAGAUACGUAUGGCGACAUCUACAACUUCCCCAUUCAUGCCUUCGACAAGGCCCUGGAACAGCAGGAGGCAGAGAGUGACUCUUCAGAUGCUGAGGAAAAAGAUGAUGAAGAAGAUGUGGGAAAGAGAGAGUUUGUGGAAGAUGAUGAGGUGGAUGAGAGUGACAUAAGUGAUUUUGAGGAUAUGGAUAAGCUGGAUGCCAGUAGUGAUGAAGAUCAGGAUGAUAAAUCCUCCAGUGAGGAAGAAGAAAAGGCCCUUGAUGCCACACAUAAAGGCAAAACACCCUUGAAAGGACCUUUGCGGAGGAAACGAGCCUACGUAGAGAUAGAGUAUGAGCAGGAGACAGAGCCUGUGGCCAAGGCCAAAACUACAUGACUUCCCUUUGGACAUCUGCAACAGGACUGAACAUUUUCAGUAUCCUCCUUUCUUUUACCUUAACCAUGUAUAUACCUCCAGGUUUUGCUCUUUCAUACAGUAUUUCACACAAUAUUUGUGUCUUUAAUAUUUAUGCUGCUUCUGUGGGGCAAGGAAAUCUGGGAGUGGAGAAAGCCUUAAGUUGUGAACAGAGUAUUUUUAUAGUGUUGGCAUAUGUUUUGAAGUAACAGCUUGAGCCCAAGAAGCUUAACAGAUGAAUCUGUGGGUGUAAAUAUUUCUAAAUUUUAAAUGCUACCCACCUGUUUUCCUUGGUAUCCUUCUCCCCCACCCCCCCUCAACUUUAUUUAGAAAUGUUCAGAUUUCAGUUUUUUCUUGUUCUCCUUUCCCUACUUCUGUGGGAAUAAAAGAAGGAAAAAGAACUAAGUUACACUGUUGAGUGUAAAAAUACCUUUUUUCUUAAAUGAUUCCAUUUAUACAGUUGGAACAAGAAGAAAAGUCUUCCUGUUUUAGGAAAGUAAGACAAAUCUUAAGUUCCAUCGUAGGGCGU
Panthera uncia (snow leopard) is the source of this 1523-nucleotide messenger RNA. RefSeq names its product MAK16 homolog (gene MAK16). The coding region runs from base 89 to 976 and encodes 295 amino acids. The record is from RefSeq and is a predicted model, not a curated record. Lineage: Eukaryota; Metazoa; Chordata; Mammalia; Carnivora; Felidae. Gene Ontology annotation, biological process: maturation of LSU-rRNA; maturation of 5.8S rRNA. The transcript has 10 exons. Gene Ontology annotation, cellular component: nucleolus; preribosome, large subunit precursor.